CAGGCAUUGUAUUGUUGUUCGGGGUAUAUUUGUAUCAUAAUCGCAAUCAUUUUGCUCGCCCAUCCAGCUUUGGGGCAAACUUCGUUUAAGUAUUUGAAGCAUCCCAUGAUAUUAGUAUCGUACUAUUCAAUAGAUCCUCUGUCCUCAUCGAUUGCGAAGAAAGUAAAGGAGAGAUUGUCACUGGAGCAGCCUAUUUUGUUGGGCCAAUCAGGCUUCUCCUCCUCCACCUCCUCCUCCUCCUCCUUCUUCUCAUCCCCG
Molecule: messenger RNA, 258 nt
Organism: Mytilinidion resinicola
Lineage: Eukaryota; Fungi; Ascomycota; Dothideomycetes; Mytilinidiales; Mytilinidiaceae
Exons: 1
Source: RefSeq, a predicted model, not a curated record